This is a messenger RNA of Macroventuria anomochaeta, 2224 nucleotides long. RefSeq lists its product as uncharacterized. Bases 234 to 1997 code for a protein of 587 amino acids. The record is from RefSeq and is a predicted model, not a curated record. NCBI's taxonomy places the organism in Eukaryota, Fungi, Ascomycota, Dothideomycetes, Pleosporales, Didymellaceae. The transcript has 3 exons.
CAUCGACUCGAUAGUCCUACGUAAUCGUUUACUGUAGCUAUCAGUGUGCUACAGUGGCUACGCCGCCACAGAAAAAGCUCCCAAGACCACGAACACCCCAUCUUACUUUCCGCACCCUCCACAAAUUGUUGCAUUCACAAACCUCAUCAAACCACUUGUUUUUCUGCACUCAACCUUUAUUGCAGCAUGCACCAUCAGCCUUCUACGACCAGAAGGUCCAUCAAGUGGCCAAUAUGACGAGAAUAACUUCACCAGAAACUUUUUCGCCAACGAAAGAAAUGGCGACACGUUGCAGACCUCCGGACUGUCUAUACGUUGUAGUCGACAGUGUCGCCUUCCCCACGAUCAAUGACAAAGAUGGCUCAGUCGUCACUCCCUUGUCAGGCGGUUUCCAUGCGAAGCUGGACUUCGUUUGUGAAGAUGUGACGCAGGACAACUUGCGUGCGCACCUAAUACACAGCAACUGUUCCGUCUUGGAAUCGUGCUUCAUCUCAACCUUUGAACACGAAGAAACCGCACUGGAAGCGCCUCCCUUUUGCGCCUCAGACAUGAUCAAGAACAAGCUGACGAUUCCCCAUGCAACAAAGCUGAUCAUCGACACAUCGAAACUGCAGGCAGGGUGGAUCGAUACACCUUCUUUCGGAAGAGUGCCAGUGUGGCUUGAAUACGGCGAGUUGCCCAAAGUGCCAAGAGGCGUGCUAUACAUGGCACAAGAAGGCAUCGAUGCAUUUGAUGCGAGCAUCUGGAUCAGUCUUGCUGAAGUACGAGAUAUCCUAGGACUGGAGCCACACCAUGGCGUGAAAGGAGAAUGGUUUGCUUGCGGCUAUAUUCCUCGGAGCAUGGUAGAAGCGCAGGUUGUGCUGCACAACUACCAACGAAAGCCAGAUGUGGCGCAUUAUGUCCCAAAGCGAAGCGGUUCCAUCAGGUCCAUCAGAUCUAUCUCUUCUGAUGAACAGGAAGAGCAUCUGAAAGAGCAGAUCCUCAGAAACAGGGCAUCGCGAGGGGAUUCGCGGUCACAGGUAGCUUUGAAGAAGCAUGAACAUGCCAGAGUCAGGCCACUGCUGAGGCAAGCAAUGGAAAACAGACAGGCUCUAAAGCAAGCGGAACGCAAUGGGAGCGUUGCAUUGCUAACGGAAGUUUCAAAGGCUGAUAUAAAGCCUAGACAACAAGUUAUCUUUCCAUACUCAUUAAUCGGGGAGCUGAAAAAGUUCUACGAGAAUCCUCAUUGGUUUACUUCGGUCCGCUCGCCCAAACUUCGGGAAGCUCUAGAACGGACCCAAGCCUCCAGGUCAAGAGAGACUCCUCGCAAAAAAGAAAGUGCGCCCGUUCCAGAACCUCAAGAUAAGAUAGAUAAGCGUGUGAGAUGCUUUUUCCCGAACGAUCCUCACGGCAGGAGCGUAGGUGAAGGUCCUCCGGGCCAAAGGCAGGUGCGAAAGAAGGUGGUAGUCACAGAGGAUCCGAACGAGCAGGCCUUUGGGGAAGAUGUUGGCGAGAAUCUUGACAUUCAAGGUUUCAAGAAGAGUUCCUUGACAAUUGCGACCGUAGACGAAGACUCGGAGUCGCUUCCACACUCAGAGCAACUUCGCCGCGCUCGAGCGGGAAAGAAAAAAGUCGGCUUCAUCGAGCCUAGUCAUAUUUCUGAGCCUGAGCCUGAGCCUGAGCCUGAGCCUGAGCCUGAGCCUGAUGAAGAGAUGGAGAACAUCUUGAACUCCGUCAUAGAAAUGAGCGACGUUGGAUCGGUGCUGGACGAGCUGGCACAACCCAAGAUCAAGUUCACUUUGCCCGAACCACCUCUCUCGAGCGCAGGUGAAUCGUUAUCAGACGACGCACCUUCCAUGACAGACGAAGACCCACCUUUCGGUGAAGAAGUGUCUGCGAACGAAGCCGAUGUAUCAGAAACUCAAACAUCCGCUUCAGAACGUGCUUUUGGCCGCCGAAGACAAAGAUACCACACUCCAGGUUUACAACACCUAGGGAAACGCAUGGCAUUGGAUUGAGCAGAUAGACGCGUGAUCAAAAGCAAUGCACUGCUACUCGCGUCGGAGGGAGUGAAGGUAUCCACUGAUCGCCAUCACGUGAUAGGCUAGCGUCCAUGUAAUCGAGCCUCUGCUGAACCACAAUACAACACACUUUCCACUCAUUUCAACAACUAGCGAAUAGUGUUGUAGAAUGAAGGAGGUAGGAUUCGUUGAACUGUAUCCAUGAGAUUGAGCGCCGCAGCAGA